Messenger RNA from Linum tenue, 967 nucleotides. The record is from the annotation of a GenBank genome assembly. NCBI's taxonomy places the organism in Eukaryota, Viridiplantae, Streptophyta, Magnoliopsida, Malpighiales, Linaceae.
CAACUUUCCCAGUUCCCAUCUCUUCUCUCCAGUACUCUCUCAUAUUUUCCCCAUGAAAAAUCGAACUCUCCCUUCCCUAAUGCCUCCGUGAACCUCAACGCCCCCUCUUCCUUUUUCCCCUUCCAUAUCUUUCCCGCUUCCCUUCUCAAAUGGCUCCCUUCUUCUCCGCCGCCGCCGCCGACCACUGAUCCCCUCGCCGUCUUCCUCAUCAAUCAAUCACCAUCAUGCUCUCACCGCAGCCGCUGCGCAACGGCGAGACUCCGUCGCCUCACCCGCGGAUCUCCGCCCCUCACUUCCACUCCACUCUCUCCGUACAGAAGCUCCGCCGAUUCAACUCCCUCAUCCUCCUCCUCCGCCUCCUCGCCUUCUGCUUCUCCCUCUCUUCCUCCAUCUUCAUGCUCACCAACUCCAGGGGAUCCGACUCCCCCUCCUGGCGCGACUUCGACGCCUUUAGAUACGUUUUCGCGGCGAAUGCGAUCGUGGCGAUAUACUCGCUCCUGGAAGUGGCGGCGUCGGCCUGGGAAGUUCUCAAGAGCGCGACGAUUUUCCCGGAGGUGCUCCAAGUGUGGUUCGAUUUCGGCCACGAUCAGAUAUUCGCUUACCUCCUGCUGUCGGCGGGCUCGGCGGCGACGGCGCUGGUCAAGACGCUCAAGGAUAGGGACACCUGUCGAUCUUUCAGCGCCUUCUGCCUCCAAUCCGACAUCGCCAUUGCCCUGGGCUUCCUCGGGUUCCUGUUCCUAGGGUUCACCACCUUGCUCUCGGGUUAUCGGGUCGUCUGUUUUGUAAUCAACGGCUCUCGUUUCCAUCUCUAAUAAUUAAUGACAAUAAAAAGGUUCUUAAGAAUAGGAUUCUUGAUUUUGAUUUUUUUUUUUUUACCUCUUUGCUUUUAGUACCAUAAUGUGACUGAUGUUAUGAUGACAUGCCUCCUUUGGUACAAUAUGAUUCAAGAGAUAAUGAUUGUGUUUUA